Messenger RNA from Heterostelium album PN500, 1785 nucleotides. It is a transcript of the gene mlysS, whose product is annotated as leucyl-tRNA synthetase. Gene Ontology annotation, biological process: lysyl-tRNA aminoacylation. NCBI's taxonomy places the organism in Eukaryota, Evosea, Eumycetozoa, Acytosteliales, Acytosteliaceae. The record is from RefSeq and is a predicted model, not a curated record. The transcript is spliced from 5 exons. Gene Ontology annotation, molecular function: lysine-tRNA ligase activity; ATP binding; tRNA binding. Gene Ontology annotation, cellular component: cytoplasm; cytosol. Bases 1 to 1785 code for a protein of 594 amino acids.
AUGUAUAAUAUUGGUAGUAGAUUACUAUCAAUAAGAUCAUCAUUAGUAUCGAGAUCAUCAAUUACCACUCUUAAUACAUUUAAAUCUAGAUUAUCAUCAACCACUAAUAAUUAUAAUAAUAAUUUUACAAGAUGUUUUACAAGUGUUAGUGGUAACUUUUCACCAUCUAGUUUUUCAUUGUCAAACAACAACAACAACAACAACAAUAAUAAUAGUAAUAAUAAUAAUGAAGUAGAAGAUGAUGAAUCAGUUGAAACUUAUGAAGAAUUAUAUACUGAAUCUAGAGAUGAAAUGAUCAAGAACUAUGAGAAAAUCACUGGUAGAACUGUAUAUGCUGCUGAAGAGAGACAACUAACACAUACAGUUGCUGAUUUCAGAAAACAAUUUGAAUCGAUUGCUACUGGAUCAAAGCAAACCGACAUUAAUGUUACUGUUGCAGGACGUAUCAAAUCUGUAAGAAUAUCAAGUUCAAAGUUGGCAUUCAUCGAUAUCAUAUCCGAUGGUCAUUCACUUCAAAUCAUGGCAGAUCUCAAACAAUACGAAGAUCCAACUAAAUACUCAACAACCAUAACAACCAUUAGAAAGGGUGAUAUAAUUGAGAUAAAUGGUAUUCCAGCAAAGACAAAAGUUGGAGAAUUAAGUAUUGUUCCAAGAGAAAUAGUAUUGUUAACACCAUGUUUACGUCCUAUUCCAUUGAGAUUGAUGAAUAAGGAAGUUCGUUAUAGAAAGAGACAUCUAGAUUUCUUGGUUAAUGGAUCGCAGAUUCGUAAUGCAUUUAUUAUUCGUUCGAGAAUGAUAUCAUUCUUGAGAAACUACUUGGUGGAGCGUGGAUUCCUCGAGGUAGAUACACCGAUUCUCUCUACGAAUGUCGGUGGUGCCAAUGCCAAACCAUUCCAAACCUACUCCAACUCGCUCGAUCUCGACAUGUUCUUGCGUAUCUCACCGGAACUCUAUUUGAAGCAACUGGUCAUCUCUGGAUUCGACAAGGUAUUCGAAAUCGGCAAACAAUUUAGAAAUGAAGGUAUCGAUUUGACACACAACCCUGAGUUUACAACUUGUGAACUCUAUCAAGCAUAUGGUGAUUAUAAUACAAUGAUUAGAUUAACCGAGGAUUUAUUAUCAAAAAUGGUAUAUGAUGCAGUUGGAAGUUAUAAAAUACCAUUACCAUCAAACAAUGAUAUAACAAUCGAUUUCACACCACCAUUUAACAAAAUACAUUUUAUUCCAAAGAUUGAAGAGUUUAUUGGAAAGAAAUUACCUUCUGAUCUUGUUUCUUAUGAUUGUAUACCAGAAUUGAUUAAAAUUUGUAAAGAAAAUGGAGUAAACUACUCAGCACCAUUCACACCAACAAGAUUAUUAGAUAGUUUAGCUUCACAUUUCUUGGAACCACUUUGCAUACAACCAACAUUUAUCAUUGAUCAUCCACGUGCAAUGAGUCCACUUGCUAAACUUCAUAGAGAUAAUCCACAAUUUACAGAGAGAUUCGAAUUGUUUGUUGGUGGUAAAGAAUUGGUUAAUGCAUAUAGUGAGUUGAAUGAUCCAGUCGAUCAGAGAAGUAGAUUCAUGGCACAAUCGAAUGAUCGUCAAACAGGUGAUGACGAAGCACAGAUUCUCGAUGAAGGAUAUUGCAAUGCUAUGGAGUAUGGACUUCCUCCUACCGGUGGAUGGGGAUUGGGUAUUGAUAGAUUGGUCAUGCUCGUUUCAAAUAAUGUAUCCAUUAAAGACGUGAUCAUGUUCCCGACAAUGAAACCACAGUUUGAAAAAUCGGUCAAAAUUGAAAAAUAA